CAGAGUGGGCAGACUGGGAGCAAGUUUGGGUGAGGGAGUCAGGGCCAGUGUCCGCUCCGUACCGGGAGGGAGACACCGCACACGGGCUCGAGUCCGUGGGGGGGGGAUAGCUGAUUCCACCAGCUUAGUGCGUCUAUUUCCUCAACAAAACAAGAAAAAGAACGAGGAGACACUAGAGAGGAAAUACGUUUUAAGGAGAUAUUAUCUGGACAAGACAUCUCUUCUUUCUCUCGCCCUGCGCGGCCCCCUCCUUCCCUCCCUCCCUCCUUUAAGACCCCCCAAGAGAACGACCACCAAAAGAAAAUACCACUUGACCAAGCUUUGCUAAUACGCGAUGCACCUUGAGCCUCAGAAAAAAAAAUCGACAACGGUUGUUUUUUUCUUAUGACCGCAGUUACUGGACUUCAACCUAUGAAGAUUACAGACACUGUUUCAAGUGUUGACACAGUUAGGUUCUCGACUGAGAGUAAUCAUCUUAUUCCUGAAAAGUAACGUUAACUAGGCUGUUUAUCGCCCUGUUUCUUUUGUCACGGUCGGUUUUGCGUUUUUCUUUAACCAUUUGUUAAGCUUUUGCGCAGUUUUCUCCUUAUUUUUGUUGCUCCUGUACGUUUUAUAACGACAAUGGUCUGACAGUAGACCGCUAUAGAGCCAGAUUGCUGAACGGUGACGCGACGUGUAUUCAGGCGUACAGAAUAACCCGGUUCACCGACGGACGAUUAUAAAAUAAAUAAUAAUAAAAAAAACACCUUUAAAAACAAAACUAAACAAAGGAAUUUGUAUAACCACUCUCAUAGGAAAGUUUUACGACGCUUCGAAUCGAAGCCAGCUUGACCAUAUUCAUCUCUCAGUUUCUCCAAAGAUUAUGGGAGGCUCUGACGGCAUGAAAAGACACACAUAAGUAAACUCCGGCUAAUGAGAUACCGGUGAGAAUCAUCGAGUUACCUGCCCGUUCGAUCUACCUCCUCCCCAUCCACAGCUGACACUUGACCAUGACAAUAGACAAUGUUUCUCUGAAUUACUGGUCAGAGGCUCUGGGCUGCACCCAUGCUUUCCUUAGAUGAGCCAUUGGACCUGAAGCUGCCCCGAGGGCACAUUAAUGGGCAGAGCAGAAGUUCCAAGUCACCGCCCACUCUCACCUCCUCUCUGGUCCAUACCAAGAGGGUUGGGCUUCUGCCAAUUGCUGAUGGGACAGCGGAUAUUGUUUCAGCCUCCCCUGCCUCCCCCCACAUAGGUGUACCCAUGGUGCCCCAGGAGAAGCCUGAACUCCGUACACCACCUGCAGUGGACCUCAGUAUGUCUCCGUCCUCUCAUCACACACCCUGUUCCCCCGAGUUCACUAAUGGAAAUGGCUCCUCUCAUUUGUUCUCAGGGCAGGACUCUGCUCACAUCCGUUAUGUUAAGGGAGGGGCCCCUUCACAAGCCUUCCAGUUCUUUUUGCCAAUUGGAGGAGGAGGAGGGCUCCAUCUACCAUCCUCAAUGUUUAUUGGCCAGCCCAAGGACAAAAGGGUCUCCCCUGAACUUUCAGCAGACGAACAGUUGUCCUGUAGAUGGAGGAAGUGCCAAUUGCUUUUUGACUCCUUGCAAGAUUUAGUGGACCACGUAAAUGACUUUCAUGUAAAGCCUGAGAGGGAUUCUGGCUAUUGCUGCCAUUGGGAGGGCUGUGCACGCAAAGGGCGGGGCUUCAAUGCAAGGUACAAAAUGUUAAUCCACAUUCGUACACACACCAAUGAGAAGCCUCACCGCUGCCCUACCUGCAACAAGAGCUUUUCACGUCUGGAAAACCUCAAGAUCCACAAUCGUUCACACACAGGUGAGAAGCCCUACAUUUGCCCUUAUGAAGGCUGUAAUAAGCGCUACUCAAACUCCAGUGACCGCUUCAAGCACACCCGUACGCACUAUGUAGACAAGCCGUACUACUGCAAGAUGGCUGGCUGUCUGAAGCGUUACACAGACCCAAGCUCCCUGAGAAAGCACAUCAAGGCGCAUGGGCAUUUUGUGGCUUUACAGGAGCAGCAGACAAGCCCAGGUGUGGGAGUCAGAGAAAGAGGUGGGGGCGGGAGCUCACCCAUGCUGAAGCAGUCUCACAUCACAGGGAAAGAGUCUGAGCUGAGCUACGCCCAUAUCAUCCUCCCGAGUGCGGCAGCUGCUCUUCUGGGCACCUCUCUGCCCUUAUCUCCUCUGAGUCCUCGACCCCUGGACCUGAGCAUGCUGGGAAGUCCUAGCUCACCUGUCCUGUCCUUCAAUGGCCUAGCCAAGUCACCACUGCUGCCCCCUGCCUUCUCGACCUCAGCACUUGGCUUGCCUGUGGUGCCUGUGUUGUGCUCAGAUCGCAGAGGACAAGCAAAGGGCAGUUCUAGAGUGAAUGAGGGUGAUGAUGAGAGCCCUAGGGGCAUCCUCAACCUCUCUACAGGAGUGUCCCAUGACCCCUUGUCCUGGGUGGUCAUACCUUCAGGCUCUUUAAUGUUGAAACCAGCUGUGGUCAACUGAGAAGGAUCCCCCAAUCAUUCCAGAGGGAACGAAGGGGGGAACGGGGAAGCACAGGGAUCAAAGGUCAAGGAGCUGAUUUUCUAUUUUCAUAAAUCAACAGCUGUCCACAGUCCUCUGAAGCGACAUAUCUACCCAUUAAUUUCCAGCAUUUCAUUUUAGUUUUGUAUCUGUUCAUUACCAAAGGCACGUUUCCACUGAGGUUCCAAAAUCUUUUAAAGAAACUAUAGGGUUCCAUAACUAUCAUGUUACUGAAUAAGUUCCUGUUUAAUGUUUCACCGCACUGCAGUACUGUGACCAUAUAAGAAUGACACAACAGAGCGAACACAGAGCAAGCUGAGAUUUACACCAGCCGUUAUUAAUUUUGCCUCACUGUGCAAAUAUAAUAUUAACAAUAAUAUAGCUUUGGAAACCAUCACACAAAUUUGUGUGCUAAACUUGCCAUCCUCAGGCCACUAAAAUGUAUAAAAUGCAGUGCCGCAUUUUGUGAAUCACCAUCCUCUGAAUAACAUAACAUAAUUACAUAACAUCACUAGUUAUAUUUUGAUCUUAAUCAUACAGGGACUUUAUAUAAUUUUAUAUGUUUUUCAAACAGACAAAUAUACGAAUUCCAGUGCCACCAGAGCAACAGGAACAAGCUGGUAUUACCCGGCACUUUUCAAACUACUUGGGCGGUGACCCAGCACUUCAGGCAAUAACAGAAAACCAAUCAAAACUUCCAGUUCAGCUGAGGUGUGGGACAUUUCUCCUAAAGGGGAUCUCCUAUAAGUGAUAAAGCGGUAACCACGCUUUGGCGCUCCUUGCUGCUUAAUAAUCGUGUGUUGAAUCAGUAUCGCAAAAAUGUCAAUACUUUAAGUGACAGACACACACACAUAUUCUUUAUUCUCAAUCAAAUAUAGGACCAUUAUUUUUUUUACACCUCCCCUCAGAAUAACAGCACUGAGUCUAUUCCUACAAUCAUGUUUGCUCCUUUUUUAUGAAAGGUGCCAAUUAUUCUGGAAGACACUGCAAAACACAAUUUACUGUUUGAUUAUUGUUUAUUAUCUAAAUCAGGCUUUUAAAAUCAUGGAUGAAAGGGUAAAUCUGUGAUGCUUUUUGGGACAUUUUGUACAGCAAGCUCCACAUUGGUAGUUCCUGGUCCAUAGAGAAGCAUCAUUUCUGAUAUACUGUAUGUGUCUUUCCCUAUUCAAGUAGAUAGGAGCCUGCUCACUGGACUGUUCUGCAACACAGGAAUUAAUAUCUAGGGUGAAAACAUGCUUAAAGUUCAUGAGUUCCUGAAAAACUUACUCAAAAGAGUCUUGCAGUGGAAACGUAUCUUAUAUGAACAGAGAUAGGGUGUAAAACUUAGCAGUGGGCCAAGGACCAUCACAGGCCCUCACUCUUAGUUUUCUUGCUUUUUUUUUUUUUUUGUCUGAAAGUACAAACUGGACACUUAAGAAUCUAUACCUGUGUUUCACUAAGCACUCAGCUGUUUCUAUAUAUUUAUAUGUAACAGGCAUCUCUGGACGCCAAUGUGUGCGACACCACCUUCUGUAAAGAUUCUUAGUUUGACAUCACUCUUUGGUGAACUGUAAAACUGCUUUGAGGGCUGUUCUUCUGAAUAUUUUGAUAAUGCAGGUAAAAUAUUACAUGCAUGGAAUUUUUAUUUAGGCAAUGCCACACUGAUUCAGUCAGCUUUGGCAGAGGAGAUUGGCUGGUAGGUUAAUUAACGUUCAUUUAGUUCAGAGGACAAUCAGUGCAUUUCAUAGGGCUAUUUUAGUAAUACAGAGAUACUGUUCAUUUACCCACAGACAAACCUCUAGAGAGAGCUGCUAUGCUGUCUGGCUAACUGCUAGUCUAGUAUAUUGAACUGAGACUUCAGGUUGGAUACAUGUAUGCAUGACAAUCUGUCCUCUUUAAAACAAAACAAAAAAAACAGCCAACCAGGACUAUUUACAUAAAGUCAGGUUUGAGUCUGGCUUAAAUUAGAUGGUAACAGACACAAGACUCAGAGCUGAGUUUUAAGAUAGACAAAGGUGUUAUAUUUUGCUUGCCACCUCCAUGUAGAUAACUGUGGCACUAAUGCCACCUGUUGGACAUUUGUUUUAAUGACCUCACACACUAUGCUAGCACAGCAUGGCAUAGAUAAAUGUUCUUUAACUGACAGCAAAUGUCAAACACACUGUGCAUUACAUAAAACACACAUACAAACACAACUGGUGUGCGGUACAGGCCUCUGGGCCAAAUGUGAUUUUGACACAGAAUGACUCUUGCAGGCAAAUACAACCCCUGGCAAAAAUUAUGGAAUCACCAGAUAUAGAGGAUGUUUUUUUUUGUUUUUUUUUAAACUUCAUAUCAAAUAAACAAAUCACAAUUUUUGUUUAAUAGCUGAGCAUUCUGGCUUCGUGAAACGUCCUUCAAAAAAAAUAAAAUAAUAAUAAUUACUUUAAUUAAUGGUAUAUUUCUUCCAGGUCAAGUAUACGAUAAGAUAAAAUUAUGGAAUCACUCAAUGUUGAAGGAAAAAUUAUGGAAUCAUCAAAAUAUAAAUCCCAAUUAGUACUUUGUUGCUCGUCCUCAGGCUUUUAUGAUGGCCUGAAUUCUUUGAGGCAUGGACUUCACUAAGGAAAAACAAUAUUCUCUAUCAAGCUGAUUCCAACUUUCUCGAAUAGCUGUUGACAAAUCAGCUUUGCAGGAUGGAGUCUUGUCAUGGACCAGUUUUUUUUUUCAUAUCCACCAUAAAUUUUCAAUCAAAUUGAGAUCCGGACUGUUGCUGGCCAUGUCAUUGAGUUGAUUUGCCUUUCCUGAAGAAAAGUUUUAACACUCUUUGCUCGGUGGAAAGGUGUAUUAUCAUCCUGAAAAUUUACUUCAUCACCACCAAACCUAUUUUCUAUUGAUAGAAUGAGAAAAGUGUCCAAAAUUUUUAUGUACACCUGUGCAUUGGCUGUUGAAGUAAUGUGUGCCUAAAGAAAACAAUCAAAUUUCCGUGCUCAUUUAUGAUAUGAGGAUGGACCAGGGGAGACGGCAGUCAUCUUAAUACGUUUCAUUAGAAUGAUACCAUACAAAAGUUCCAGCAUCAUCACAUUAGCCAAUGAAGAUUUGUGAUUCAUCCAAUUUCAUCCAAUCAAUCAUCCACACUCCAUGAUUGCUUCUCUUGAGCCCAGUGUAACCUUGUUUUCUUUUGUUUAGGUCUUAGUGCUGGUUUGUUUGUGUUUUCUAUAUGUAAAUCCAAUUUAAUUCAGUUGAUUUCUUACAGUUCUGUCACAAACAUUCAGGCUGCCUGUUUGUUUAUUUGUGUAUUGCUUUGAAUCUUUUUCUGCUGACGUUUGACAUCUUCCUUGGUCGACCCGUAUGUUUUCCUUUUAUAACCUUCACAUUUUGUUAAUGCUUGCACUAAAUUUUAGACACAGCUGACUUGCUUCCUUCUUGAGGGAGGUUUAUAAUCCUUUUCAUUGUUUCAUUUGACAACUCUCUUGUUGGCGCCAUGUUUCCUUUCAAUUAGCCAAGUCCAACAGUUCGUUAAGGUCUGUAAGAAUUCUUUUUUAACUGUAGAAUAAUUAGCAUUUUUUUUUAGACCUGUGCCAGUAUUUGUUUUAGAAAUGCUAAUUAAAAGGAGAUUCCAUAAUUUUUUCCUAUACUUGAUCUGGGAGAAAAAUGCCACUACUUAAAAUGAAUUACAUUUACGGCAUUUGGCUUAUCCAGAGCGACUUACAUUUAUCCCAUUUUUAUACAACUGAGUAGUUGAGGAUUAAGGGCCUUGCUCAAGGGCCCAGAAGUGGCAGCUUGGUUGGAUUUGAACUCAUGACCUUCUGGUCAGUAGUCCAACGUCUUAACCAAUGAGCUACUGUUGCCCUAUUGCAUACAAAUUUAUACAUAUUACACUUAU
Molecule: messenger RNA, 6346 nt
Organism: Ictalurus punctatus (channel catfish)
Lineage: Eukaryota; Metazoa; Chordata; Actinopteri; Siluriformes; Ictaluridae
Gene: glis2b
Product: GLIS family zinc finger 2b
Exons: 8
Coding region: 1045-2487 (480 amino acids)
Biological process (GO): smoothened signaling pathway; regulation of transcription by RNA polymerase II
Cellular component (GO): nucleus
Molecular function (GO): RNA polymerase II cis-regulatory region sequence-specific DNA binding; DNA-binding transcription factor activity, RNA polymerase II-specific
Source: RefSeq, a predicted model, not a curated record